Messenger RNA from Uranotaenia lowii, 5354 nucleotides. Its product is annotated as glycogen debranching enzyme. The record is from RefSeq and is a predicted model, not a curated record. The coding region runs from base 126 to 4784 and encodes 1552 amino acids. The transcript has 9 exons. Lineage: Eukaryota; Metazoa; Arthropoda; Insecta; Diptera; Culicidae. Gene Ontology annotation, molecular function: amylo-alpha-1,6-glucosidase activity; 4-alpha-glucanotransferase activity. Gene Ontology annotation, biological process: glycogen catabolic process; glycogen biosynthetic process.
CCUUAUCGUCAGUCACUCGCCAGAUCUGGCGCCGGCAGGUUUCUUUUCGCUUUUACAACCCCGUUUUCAAUAUUGUACUCCUAAGUCAGUUCCGCAAAACCGUGGCCUUCAUUUGUUCCUAUAUCAUGAAGGUGCUCCGAAAAAUCGGUUCCUUCCUGAACGCAGAGUGGUUACCACCGGCAGCAGGUCAAGGAAAAAUGUCCGAUCAAGGGUCGCUCAAGUUGGCCAUCCACCACAACGACAAAGGCGAGGGAACGUUGUAUCGGCUGAAGAAGAACUCGAUACUGCACGUUACCCCGGGACCGUCACUGUUGGGGCGCCGUGUGGCCAUCUACUGCAACUAUCCAGCUGAUGGCAAGGAAUUUGAACGCACAGAAUACCGUCAACUGGAGUGGUUCGGCUCAGGUGGGAUUAAGCUGCUAGACGCAAAUGGCUCGAAAUAUGUUCAAAUCAAAGACGUUGAGUACUACUGCACCGUGCAUCUGACUAGAUCGGGGACGUACCAUUUCUAUGUUGAGUACGAGGGCAAAGAAGAUCAUCAGGCGGGUUUGUACGUUCAGGUCGAACCGAAUCUCACAAUUGGCAAAGGAGAUGCUCUCACACAUCUCCCACUGGAGGCGAUUCGCUGUCAAACAGUCAUUGCAAAACUGCUUGGUCCUAUCAAUACCUGGGAAGCUAAAAUGCUGGUAGCCAAAGAGAGUGGUUACAACAUGGUUCACUUUACUCCGAUCCAGGAGCUGGGAGGUUCACGUUCGGCAUAUUCACUCAAAAACCAGCUCAGGGUGAAUCCGGACUUCCAGAACAACGACAGCCACGAGGUCAGCUUUGAUGAGGUGGACAAAGUGGUACGUAAGAUGCGCGAGGAAUGGGGCGUUGCGUCGAUCUGCGAUAUCGUACUGAAUCACACAGCUAACGAGUCGAUUUGGAUCCGAGAAUAUCCGGAAUGCAGCUACAACUGCUUCACUUGUCCCCAUUUGAGGCCGGCCUUCCUGCUGGAUGCCGUUCUGGCUCAGGUCGGCGAAGAUGUCGCAGCCGGUUUGUUGGAACAGGUCGGUUGCCCGAUGGUAGUCGAAACAGCCGAACAUUUGCAGGCCAUUCGUUGGCAGAUUCAAACCAACUAUCUGCCUAGAAUAAAACUGCAUGAACUUUACCAGUGCGAUAUCGAUAAAUAUGUUAAAAGAUUCAGCGAAGAAGCCGCGAAAUCACAACCCACCCCAGCUCAGGAUGCUCCGGAAGGGGACAUCCUUCUAAAAACUGACUCCGGAUACCAUCGGCUAGGAGCAGAAAUAGAUUUCGAGAAAGCUCUUAAAAUCUACAACGUCUACCGGAAUGAUUGCUUUGACGAGGACACCCGGAAGCGCAAAUGUUUGGAAGCCUUCCGGUCCCGAUUGCAGUGGCUGAACGAAGAAGUGCGGAAGGAAAUCCAGAGCCAUCUGGAUUACGCUAUCGAGAACUGUUUGGCUGGAGCCCGAUACGAGCGAGUUCAGGCUGAUGGUCCUCAGGUGAAGGGAAUCUCCGUGAAGUAUCCCCUGUUUAUGAAGUACUUUACCCAAUACGGAAUCAAGGGUAAAUCGUUGAAGGAAAUCGAGGAGUCGAUGUACAAGGAACCGGGUAAAUUGUUCAUGGCUCACAACGGUUGGGUGAUCAAUGGCGACCCUUUGAACGAUUUCGCUCGACCUCAAGCCGGCAACGGAAACGUUUAUUUGCGAAGAGAGCUGAUUGCCUGGGGUGAUAGCGUGAAGUUACGUUUCGGAGACAAACCCGAAGAUAGUCCUUACUUGUGGAAGCACAUGAAGGAGUACGUGGAUACGACGGCCAGAAUAUUCGAUGGUGUUCGGCUUGAUAACUGCCAUUCAACUCCUUUGCAUGUUGCCGAAUGGCUUUUAGAUUCAGCACGGAAAGUCAAUCCCGAACUGUACGUGGUUGCUGAACUUUUCACCAAUUCGGAUUACACCGAUAACAUUUUUGUCAAUCGUUUGGGAAUUACUUCGCUUAUUCGAGAGGCUCUUUCCGCAUGGGAUUCGCACGAGGAAGGUCGGCUGGUUCAUCGCUACGGUGGAGCACCGGUGGGUGCUUUCUUCCCGUGUCCCAAGCGUAUUGUAGCGCCUAGCAUCGCUCAUGCUCUGUUCAUGGACAUGACCCACGAUAAUCCAUCUCCGGUGGAGAAGCGCUCGAUAUUCGAUCUGGUUCCAUCGGCAGCUCUUGUUUCGAUGGCCUGUUGCGCCACCGGAAGCAAUCGAGGCCUGGACGAAAUGGUUCCCCAUCAUAUUCACGUGGUAGACGAAGAGCGCCAGUAUCAGGAAUGGGGCAAACACGUAGAUAAAAGUACCGGUAUCGUUGCGGUCAAAGAAGUUCUGAACCUGCUGCACGGAGGUCUCGCUACGCGUGGUUUCGAUCAGGUGUAUGUGGAUCAAAUGCAUCCGGAUAUUGUGGCCGUCACCCGUCAUUCCACGCAGAAUCACGAAACGCUGAUCUUGGUAGCUCACACCGCCUUCAGCUAUCCCAGUCCUUGGGCUGGACCGACCAGCGUUAAGCCGUUGCGAUUCGAAGGUGAACUGUUGGAAAUUAUUUUCGAAGUUCAAAUCUACAAAAAAAUCGGUCAAACGUUUGAUCGCCCAACGGAGUACAAAAAGGACGAGCAAUACAUCAACGGUGUUCAGGAAUACGUUGUCGAUCUGCGUAAGAAUCUCAAAAUCGAGGAAUCGGAUGUUUUCCGCAAGGAAGCCAUUAUCGAUGGCAAUUCGACCCAGCUCGACUUUGUGAAUUUGAAACCCGGCUCGGUGGUAGCUAUUCGUGUCGGUCUGAAGGAAAAUGUCCGGCCACAUUUCGAAAAAUUGCAAUCGUUGGUAAAGGAAUUCCACCAUGAUAGCGGCAUUGCUUAUACAGAACUGCAACAUAUGCUAACGAAGCUGAAUUUGAUCGAUUUCAACAAUCUGCUGUACUGUGGAGCUGACGAAGAACGUGAUAAUGGUGGAGGCCCGUACAAUUUACCCGGUUAUGGCGAUCUAGUUUACUGCGGAUUGCAGGGUAUUAUUUCAAUUCUAAGCGACAUUGGUCCGAGCAACGAUCUGGGUCAUCCGUUGGCCAACAAUCUACGUAUUGGAGAUUGGUUAAUCGACUACUGUUCCCAGCGUCUUCUCAAGUACCCGAACCUGGUCCCAGUUGCAAAUUGGUUGGAGAAAAACUUGGCUCCCCUCAAACAAAUUCCUCGGUACAUGAUUCCCUGCUAUUUCGACGUGAUCAUCACCGGUGUUCAUCGUCUCGCUGUCAAUGCUGCCGCCCACCUUAUGGGUGACUUUGUUCGCCACGGCUCAGAUUUCGGCCGUCGUCUGGCGCUGGGAUCGAUCCAAUGCAUUCGGGUGGCACCGUCUGCCCACCUGCCCAAGUUGAGUCCGGACGUAGCGCCUCCAAAACCACCGGCUCAUUGCGCAACUCUGGCAGCCGGUUUGCCUCACUUUUCCACCGGUUAUAUGCGCUGUUGGGGUCGAGACACAUUUAUCGCUAUCCGGGGACUGAUGUUCCUAACCGGACGGUUCGAUGAGGCCCGGUAUAUGAUACUGGGUUUCGGUGGUUGCCUGAGACAUGGUUUGAUCCCGAACCUGUUGGAUGGUGGUAUGAAUGCUCGGUUCAACUGUCGUGAUGCCAUCUGGUGGUGGUUGUACAGCAUUAAGGAAUUUGUCGAGGAAGCUCCCAAUGGAAGGGCUCUGUUGAAGGAUAAGGUUUCGCGGCUGUAUCCCACCGAUGAUAGCGAUGCCAAACUGCCUGGCGAAUGUGACCAACUGUUGUACGAAACCAUCCAGGAGGCACUAACGGUACACUUCCAGGGCUUGUCGUAUCGGGAACGUAACGCCGGUACCCGAAUCGAUGCCCACAUGAAGGAUAAGGGUUUCAACAAUCGGAUCGGUAUCGAUCCGGACACCGGAUUCGUGUUCGGUGGCAACAACGCCAACUGUGGCACCUGGAUGGACAAAAUGGGCUCCAGCGAUAAGGCCGGCAAUCGCGGCAUUCCCUCGACCCCUCGGGAUGGUUCAGCCGUUGAAUUGGUUGGACUGCAAAUGGCUGGUUUGAGGUUCAUGCAGCGUAUGGCUGAGGAGAAGGUCAUUCCGUUCAGUUCGGUGGAUCGGACUUCGAACACCGGGGUGAAAACUUCUUGGACCUACAAAGAGUGGGCAAACAAGAUUGCUGCCAACUUUGAGAAACACUUUUAUGUGGAUGAAAACUGCACCAGUCAGUACGUGAAUAAGCGAGGAAUUUAUAAGGAUACUGUUGGGUCGGAAAUACCUUGGACCGAUUAUCAGUUGAGGUGUAAUUUCCCGAUUGCUCUGGUUGCUGCCCCGGAGUUGUGCGAUCCGAAACACGCGUGGAGGGCUUUGGAAAAUGCUAAGAAGUAUCUGCUGGGCCCACUAGGAAUGAAGACGUUGGAUUGCGAAGACUGGGGCUAUCGUGGCAAUUAUGAUAACUCGAUCGAUAGCGACGAUAAAACGGUAUCGCAUGGAGCCAACUAUCACAACGGACCGGAGUGGGUUUGGCCGAUUGGUUUCUAUCUGCGGGCCCGUUUAAUUUUCGCCAAAGCCAAUGGAGUGCUGAAGGAAACGAUUGCCGAAACAUGGUCAAUUUUGCAAACUCAUUUGAAUGAAAUCCAGAAAUGCCACUGGAGAGGAUUAGCGGAAUUGACUAACGAAAAUGGAGCUUACUGCAAGGAUUCCUGCCGGACGCAGGCCUGGAGCAUGGGCUGCGUGCUGGAGGUGCUAUACGAUUUGGAAAAGUUCGAUAAACAACUGUAGCUCUAAUGUUGAAGGAAAAAAAAUGCAAUACUAGCCGUAGGCACAGUUUAGAGAGUGAACCACAAGUACUGGUCGAACGCUUCGAUUGGAAUCCUGCCUCGAUUGUAGGUUAGUUAGAUUAUGUUUGUUUUCGGAAGUUGAAUAUUUUAUUUAAACCCGUUAAGUUUUCAAAGUUUAUCAACGUUUCCGGGAUCCCGAAGGGAUUACCGCUCUGUGUAGAUGUUUCAUUAGGAAUUGUUCAACCAAAAAUACUGGUUCGGAACAUUGGUAUUCGUUUUUCAAUCAAUUUAGGGAAGAAAAAAAUGUGUACCUCAAUUGUGUCCUAGUGUGCUCUCUUCGCAGAAACAGUGAAAAAAGCAGUGCCAUUUUGUUCUAAGCAUCGGUUGUGUUGAUCGUGGAGAGGCAAAGGAAAGCUAGCGCGUGUUCAGCUGCAUCACAAUAUAGUACCGCAAAAAAUAUCUAGCCUUCUGCCAAUACAACACAACAUACAUACACACAGACACAAACUCGCAUGCAUGGCAAAUAAAACAAAUCAGCAAGUGAUAAAAUUCACUUGCUGAAAAAUAGUGA